AUGAAUUCCAUACGAUUCGCCGCGCGACGGCCCAUAUUCCGCUGCCUCAACACGCCUGCGCCGCUCCGCUCUAACCCCCAAUUCCGCCAGGGCUCGCGCUCCAGCAGAGCAGACUUCGAGGCCAUCCUCAAGCAGGGCGCCCGUCCCAAGGUCCCUCGCCCAGAUGAAGACUUUGUCUCCGUACACCGCGCCGAGGCCAUGCGCCGUGCGCACUUGAUCAAGAGGCGGAAUUGGCUGGCUCUCGGUGCUGCGCUCUCCAUGAUAGCCCCCAUCUUCCUCGUACGGUUAUGGGAUGUGCCGCCGCCUGGGGAGAAGGAUGAGAAGCCAAGUCGCGGCAUAUUCGACAUGAUCAUGGGCCCGCCCACCAAGUGCGAUGCACCGCGCAAGGCAGCAGAAGAGUUCCAGGGCAAGAAGGUCGUCAUCGCAGCUGGCGACAAGGUCAUUGCUACAACAGGCGACACCGACAACCCGCAAGCCUCUGACCCCGACGCCAUCGAGCUCGUCGAGACAGGCACCUCCUACGUCCCCUACUUCCCGCGCACCAUCCGCCUCCCCACCGACACCGCUGGCCCCGAAGCCAUCACCAGCGACGCAGAAUACACACUCCUCGGUCUGGGCAUCCGAAAAGUCUCCUUCCUGCGCGUCCAGGUCUAUGUCGUAGGCCUGUACGUCAAGACCGCCCACCUAUCCACCCUCCAAAACCACCUCAUCAACACCGUAAACCCCACCGCCUCGGCCCUCAUCCCCAACGAAAAGAAAGACCUCCGCGAAGCCCUCCUCGACCCCGAGAAGAGCAACAAGAUCUGGGAGUCGAUACUCGCUAAAGACGGAACCGCAGGCGUCGACAUGGCCUUCCGCGUCGUCCCCUGCCGCGGCACAGAUUUCAAGCACCUCCAAGACGGCUGGAUGCGCGGCAUCGCCUCGCGCACCGACGAAGUCCGCCGCAAGCAAGCCGAGCUCCUCCGCCAACAAGCCGCAGAAAAUAAAUCCAUAGCCCUUCCCAAGCCCGUCGAAGAAGGCGAGUUCCAAGAUGAGUCCUUCGGCGUUGCUAUGAAGGAGUUCCGAAACUUGUUCCAGGGCAAAGGGAAGGCGCCAAAAGGCUCGGUUAUUAUUCUUACCAGGGAUAAGAGCGGUAGUCUAGGUGCGCUGUACCAGCCGCUUGUACAAAAGGGGGAUAAGCAGGAGACGAUGGGGAAGAGCAGUUGGUUGGGUGAGGUCAAGGAUGAGAGGGUGGGGAGGCUGGUUUGGUUGCUGUAUCUUGGUGGGCAGAAUGUUAGUAGUGAGCCGGCGCGGAAGAGUAUUGUGGAUGGGUGUAUUGAUAUUGUUGAGAGGCCGGUGGGCACGCUGGAGACUAUGGUUCAUUAG
Alternaria incomplexa is the source of this 1365-nucleotide messenger RNA. RefSeq lists its product as uncharacterized. Gene Ontology annotation, molecular function: intramolecular lyase activity. The transcript has a single exon. Bases 1 to 1365 code for a protein of 454 amino acids. NCBI's taxonomy places the organism in Eukaryota, Fungi, Ascomycota, Dothideomycetes, Pleosporales, Pleosporaceae. The record is from RefSeq and is a predicted model, not a curated record.